This is a messenger RNA of Pochonia chlamydosporia 170, 1455 nucleotides long. Its product is annotated as endo-1,4-beta-xylanase D. Lineage: Eukaryota; Fungi; Ascomycota; Sordariomycetes; Hypocreales; Clavicipitaceae. Gene Ontology annotation, molecular function: hydrolase activity, hydrolyzing O-glycosyl compounds. Bases 1 to 1455 code for a protein of 484 amino acids. The record is from RefSeq and is a predicted model, not a curated record. Gene Ontology annotation, biological process: carbohydrate metabolic process. The transcript has a single exon.
AUGAAGCUCUCACUCCUCCUCUUCAUCCCCAGCAUCGUCGCACACAACUUCCAAACAUCAGAAGCCGGUAACCCCUUCGUCGACGGCUUCUAUGCCGACCCAGACAACGAAUUCUACAACAACCAAUACUGGAUCUACCCAACAUCGUCCUACGAAUACGACAAACAGACCUACCUCGACGCCUUCUCAUCCCCUGACCUCGUCCACUGGACCAAGCACCCCAACAUCCUCGUCGCAUCCGACUUCAAGUGGGCAAAACGCGCCGUCUGGGCACCCGCGCCAAUCUCCCGCAACGGCAAAUACUACCUCUACUUUGCCGCCAACGACAUCCAGACCAACGCUGAGCUAGGUGGCAUUGGCGUUGGCGUCGCCGACAAACCAGAGGGACCCUACAAAGAUGCGAUUGGUAAACCGCUCAUCGGACAGUACUACAAUGGCGCUCAGCCGAUUGACCAGGAUGUAUUCAUCGACGACGACGGCCAAGCGUACAUAUACUACGGUGGACAUAGUCACGCCAACGUCGCGAAGCUGAACAGCGACAUGAUCACAAUCGGUACCUUUGACGAUGGCACGUCGUACAAGGAGAUCACGCCGGAGAACUACGUCGAAGGGCCGCAGAUGGUGAAGCGCAAUGGGACGUACUACCUCUUCUGGAGUGAGGGUGGCUGGGGCGGUCCCGACUACGCUGUCUCGUAUGCCAUGUCAAAGUCGCCAACUGGCCCGUUCAAGAGGCUGGCUAAGAUACUGCAGCAGGAUGAGGCCGUGGCAAGUGGCUCGGGACAUAAUGGCGUGAUUCACGUGCCCAACACUGAUAUUUACUAUAUUGUGUAUCAUCGCCAUCCUCUGGGUGAUAAUGUUGACGGCAAUGAUCGACACUUGGCGUACGAUCGACUUUACUUCAACGCCGAUGGAACGAUUCAACCUGUGAAAAUGCUCGUCCAUGACAAUUUCAACGAUGGAAACAUGAUUGGGUGGGCUACCUACGGGGGAACCUGGGAUGCCAAGUCCAACGCUCUCACGGCCGGAAACUCUGCCGGCGGAAAGGCAUUACUCAAUACUAAUUUCGGCGAUGUCGACUUCUCCGUGGACAUCAAAAUUCCGUCAUCAAAUGCCGGCGACGCAGGUCUCGUUUUCAGAGCAUCGAAUCCAACGGUUGGAACAGACGCCUACAACGGUUAUUACGCCGGCAUUAGCACAUCCGGAAAAUUGGUCCUGGGCAGGGCGCAGAGCGGUUCGUGGACGCAAAUGGGCGUUGUGAAGGCUGAUAUUGUGCCUGGCAAGACGUACAGAGUGAGAGUGACGGCGAAGAAGAAUGCGAUUAGUGUGUAUGCUGGGGACUCGACGACCGCGCAACUACAUGUCCUGGAUGGGACGUUUGCGAGUGGCAUGAAUGGCGUGAGGGUGUUUCAGACGGAUGCUGUGUUUGAUAACGUCAAGGUUGAGCAUUUGGCAUGA